Messenger RNA from Cryptotermes secundus, 2934 nucleotides. RefSeq names its product aminopeptidase N. Lineage: Eukaryota; Metazoa; Arthropoda; Insecta; Blattodea; Kalotermitidae. Gene Ontology annotation, cellular component: cytoplasm. Gene Ontology annotation, molecular function: peptide binding; metalloaminopeptidase activity; zinc ion binding. The coding region runs from base 1 to 2934 and encodes 977 amino acids. Gene Ontology annotation, biological process: proteolysis; peptide catabolic process. The record is from RefSeq and is a predicted model, not a curated record. The transcript has 16 exons.
AUGGCACCUCUGCUGCUGUACGCUGCGUCAGCCAUCUUGACGCAGGCGCUGGUGCUGACGCGGUUUGCAGUGGCCGAGGCCGAUUUUCGUCUGUCACGAGCUGUUCGGCCCACACACUACAGGCUGAACCUAGAACCCCAUUUUGAAGAUGAUAAUUUCACUGUAUAUGGAGAGCUCGAGGAAAUCGGUUUAGAGUGUAAAUGUGUGGACUUGCACCAAGUGGUUCAGGAAGAGGUCCACUGGCGGGCUGCUCACAACAUGGAAUGGAUAGACGUGAGGGUGUUACAAGAGUCCUCACAGCUCAUAUUGCACAGCAGUGAGCUACAAAUCCUCACGGUGUCAGUGAAACCGCUGAUGGAAAACGAAACGCUUGAAGCUCUGCCAUUUCCGGAAGGCCAGAUACGCAAUUACAAUUACCAUGACAACUGGAACAAGACUCUGUUGUUGGACCCUGAAAGUGGAACUGUGAGAGUGUUCGCCCAAUUAAGGGCUGGAGUACGCUAUCGCCUGCAUUUUCUGUACAAGGGACACCUUUCGAACACACUCACUGGGUUCUACAAGUCCUCUUACAAAGACAGUCACAACAAGACCAGGUGGCUGGCCUCCACGACGUUCGAGCCGAACGAGGCUCGCCGAGCCUUCCCUUGUUUCGAUGAGCCUGGGUUCAAGGCUCGCUUCCAGGUGAACCUGGCGAGUCGUGACGACGCAGUGGCGCUGUCCAACAUGCCUCGACGCUCACUGCACAACAAGACGGGAGCGCGUGGCUGGGUGUGGAAUCGUUUCGAGGAGACGCCACCCAUGUCCCCAUACCUGGUGGCCUUCUUCGUGGGAUGGCUGGAAUCCCGCGAGACUCGGACGGCGAAUGGAACUCCGUUCCGUGUGUGGGCGCGUCCCGAGGUGAUGGCGCAGACACAGUAUGCACUGGACAUCGGACCACGUAUCCUCGACUUCUUCAGCAGCCUCCUAGGGGUGCCAGACCCACUCCCCAAGCAAGACGUUUUGGCACUGCCCCAUUUCGUUGCUGAUGCCCUCGAAAACUGGGGACUCGUCUCCUUCGGAGAGAAGUACCUACUACAUGAUGUGGGCGUGUCGCCUGCUUCCAGAAAGCAACAGGUGGCCAGCAUUGUGUCUCACGAGUUGGCCCACUCCUGGUUCGGCAACAUGGUCUCCGUGAGCUGGUGGGAGGACAUCUGGCUGAACGAGGGGUUCGCAACCUACUUCUCUGCUAUGGGGACCAACCAUGUGGACCCCAAGUGGGACACAUUCUCCGUGACGUCAGUUACCGCCUUCCUGAAGGUGUUCUCGGUGGAUUCAUUGCAGUCUUCGCAUGCUCUCACCAUCCCCAUCGGCCAUCAGAGCGAGCUGCGACAGAUAUUCGACACACUCACUUAUUACAAAGGUUAUUACCUGCUGCGCAUGCUCAAUCACACUUUGGGGCAGGAAACGUUCUUGAGUGGCUGCAGACAAUACAUCAGACAGCAUAAGUUCGGUGUUGUGAACCAACGAGACCUCUGGAAGGCAUUGACAUUGCAGGCCCAUAAAAACGGAUCCCUUGCUCCCGGGCUCGAGUUGUACCGCCUCAUGAAUACCUGGACAUUACGACCGGGGUUCCCCGUCGUCACGGUGGGCAGGAACUACACAACAAGAAGUGCCACCGUCACGCAGGCGAGGUUUGAGCGUCCGAUGGAGGAUGUGGAGGCACGCGUGGGACAAGCCGAAUUCUGGUGGGUCCCCAUCACCUACACCUCUGAACCAGAACUUGAUUUUGAUUCAACACGGCCUCGUCUCUGGUUGGAUCCGGCAAUGAACGAGACAAACCUCACCGACAUGCCGGGCCCUGACCACUGGGUGCUCUUCAAUGUGCAGGCUGCAGGCCUGUACCGUGUGAACUACGACCUGAGGAACUGGAAGCUCAUAUCUGAGUUCCUGAACAGCAACAAAUACACGGACAUCUCGGUGCUGAACCGUGCGUUACUUCUGGACGACGCGAUGAACCUCGCUCGGGUUGGCCUACUGCCAUAUGAGGUAGCCCUGAAUGUGAGCAGUUACCUGCAUCACGAGACCCACUACCUGCCCUGGAAGGCUGCCCUCCAUAACCUGGACUAUAUAGCACGCAUGCUUCGUCUCACUGACGGAAUCACCGGCUACAGGCGCUUCAUCCUGUACCUGGUGCAGCCACAGUUCCGAGAACUGGGCUUCGAACCCAACCAGAAUGACAGUUAUCUAAGAAGUCUGCAACGGAAGGAGAUGGUACGAUGGGCGUGUCUAACCGGUGACCACGUUUGUGUGCAGAAGGCAACAACGCUGUUCAAGAGCUGGAUGGACGGCAAGUUAAAUCCGGUGCCCCGUAGCCUGAGAUCUGCAGUCUACUGCACGGCCAUCGCGCGAGGCGGGCCUGCGCAUUGGCAGUUUCUGUGGAAGCAAUACAAGAUGGCCACCAUCGUGUCCGAGAGGAACAGCGCCCUGAAGGCCCUGGGUUGCACUGAAGACACUGGCAUACUCAAACAGUACCUGCAACGGUCAGUGCAGAUGGGGUCCGGUGUGAAGUCUGCAGACAGCGUCGCCGUGUUCAAAGCUGUCGCUUCAACUGACACCGGCUUCAAUAUCGCCAAAGAAUUCUUUAUCAACAACGCUGAAAUUAUCGAAAAGGCGUACCUGCAACGGUCAGUGCAGAUGGGGUCCGGUGUGAAGUCUGCAGACAGCGUCGCCGUGUUCAAAGCUGUCGCUUCAACUGACACCGGCUUCAAUAUCGCCAAAGAAUUCUUUAUCAACAACGCUGAAAUUAUCGAAAAGGCGUAUGUUGAGAUUCCGGGUUCAAAUCUUGGCCAAGACGUGCUAUCCAGAUCAAGGGCGGCACCAGAAUACUUUCCAAGGGAACGGGGGAAGAGGGGACAACAAGUGCCAGCAUUUUUUCCUGGGAGGUUUCAACAGUAG